UAGAGUUCCAUGCGGUCAGGCAAGUUGUCGAGGUCGGCUACCUAUGCGUGGAAGUCACCACGACGCCAAACGAGCUUCAGGCUUCAGUGUUGAAAGUGGAAGCAUCAAAGCUGCAAAGCAUGUGGUCCUCGUCAGAGUCGAACCUUCGAUUGGAAACAAAGGUUCAGCCAAGAUGCUCCUCUGUGGGGUAUAUAUACUCGUACCAGUCUCUAGAAUCAGUCUCGAGUACUUGGACCUCGAAUUCUCCAAAAGUUGUCAAAGAUAGCGACGGGCCAACAUUACUACUAUCUCGUUCAUUCGCAAUGACUCAAAAUAACCUAGUAAGUGACAGUGUUCAUGCCUCUUAUCAUCUCGUCUGUGAGAUGUUUAGUGCCGAAUGCCUCUUACGCCACCCACCUCUACAGCCGGUUCAGAUGACCAAGGAAGGCGCAGUGUGCAUCGACUAUCCUACACUCGUAUCAACACCAGAACUCCUUCAAGACUCUAUCAAAAAGGCAUUUGGGUCUGAGCCGGACUGUCUUGGCAUUAUCGUCGUGAACAAGUUGCCGCCCGAGUACCCAAAGUACAGAGAGAGGUUAUUGAGACUUGCCGAGAGGUUUGCAGCUAUGAAGGAGGAGAGGAGAGAAAAGUAUGCAGAUCCCAAGAGCAGAUACAGCUUUGGAUGGAGUCAUGGAAAGGAAAUCAUGAAUGGAAAGCCGGAUACUCUAAAGGGUAGCUAUUAUGCAAAUCCCACCGUGGACUAUCCUACUGUAUCAGAGGAGGAGAGGCAGGCUCACCCAGAAUAUUACGGGCGUAAUAUCUGGCCUGAGGCAAAUGAACAAGGUGUCGAGGGCUUUGAAGAAGCAUUCAAGGACCUCGGGAGAAUAGGAGCUAAUGGUCCGAAAAUAACAGCAUCUGCACAUCUUACUGACAACUCGGUGUCCCUUUCCGAGUUGAUCAAGACCUCUCAGACCACCAAAGCGCGCCUACUGCAUUACUUCCCACCUUCUGCCGAGAAUCCGCUUCCCUCAGAUGACGAACCAGUCGACAGUUGUCUCACUGGCCUUUGCUCGGCCAUAUAUCUCUCACAUGAAGCAGACGGCUCUGUGCAACUCGUCUCUUCUCCAUCCCCGGCAUCAGGUCUCUACAUUCGCACACGCGGCGGGGAUCUAACCAAAGUCUCCAUUCCCGUCGACUCGCUCGCUUUCCAAACAGGAGAGGCACUCGAAUUAGCAACCGCUGGUGAAGGGGCUGAAAAGGUCUCGAGGGAGACGUUUGCAUUGUUUAUGCAGCCGGACACGACGCGGGUGAUCGCUGAAGGGGAAACAUUCGGGUCGUUCUCAAAGAAAGUAUUCGAUGAACAUUAUGAACCCAUCUUGCAAAAGGAAUGUCCACAGAGCGUCAGAGUCCUUGAAAUUGUGAUGCACGAUACUAAUGAGCCACCUUUCCUCUCGAAUACUCUCUAUCAACUUGCGUUGAGCGGAAUCCGGUGGGCGAGCGUUAGACUGUUUACCACUCUAAUUAUAGAACUAUUAGCGCUCACCUUCCAUGCCAAAAAGGAAUCACGCUCAAUGAUAGUGGGCGAGUUGAUCUCCUUUCCAGGGAAGACACCCCAUUCAAUUCGAAGGGAUGGUGGACGGUUGGCUCUCAACCUGCUGUCGACGCCCUACCCUCAGAUGACGAGAUCUUUGGCUGGGGACCACGGGGAGGAUAUGUCUUCCAGAAGGCGUUUGUUGAAUUCUUCU
Messenger RNA from Acaulospora colombiana, 1724 nucleotides. Lineage: Eukaryota; Fungi; Glomeromycota; Glomeromycetes; Diversisporales; Acaulosporaceae. The record is from the annotation of a GenBank genome assembly.